GGGACAUUUCCUGACUACACUGAGGGACAUUUACACUGAGGGACAUUUACACUGAGGGACAUUUACACUGAGGGACAUUUCCUGACUACACUGAGGGACAUUUACACUGAGGGACAUUUACACUGAGGGACAUUUACACUGAGGGACAUUUACACUGAGGGACAUUUACACUGAGGGACAUUUCCUGACUACACUGAGGGACAUUUCCUGACUACACUGAGGGACAUUUCCUGACUACACUGAGGGACAUUUCCUGACUACAUUGAGGGACAUUUCCUGACUACACUGAGGGACAUUUCCUGACUAUGACUUGAGAUUUGCGGUCACCUCACCUAGCUAAUUUAUGAUGAAUACAUUUUACUGUAAAUCGCUCUGGAUAACAACAUCUGCCCAAAUGACUCGAAUGUUAAAUGUUAAAAAUGGAUUAUGUCCCAAAAAAGCUUUCUCCGUACAGGCUAAAGGCCUCGGACCUGCAGGUGCGUUUCUGUACCAACGAGACCCAGGCCACACGGGAGGUGUUUGUAGCCAAGCUGCAGAGGAUGGGCUUUGAUAUCUGUGUGUCUGAGGUGUUCUCUCCUGCCCCGGCUGCUGUGGCUGUGCUGAAGGAGAGGGGGCUACGACCCCACCUGCUGGUCUAUGACGGUGUUGUCCCUGAGUUUGACAGUGUUGAAAAGGCCAACCCAAACUGUGUUGUCAUAGGAGACGCAGCAGAGAAGUUCUCCUACCAGAACCUCAACGAUGCCUUCAGAGUUCUCAUAGGGCUGGAGAAACCAGUACUGUUCUCUCUGGGCAGAGGGAAGUACUACAAGGAGGAUGAAGGCCUGAACCUGGAUGUUGGGGUUUACAUGAAGGCAUUGGAGUAUGCCUGUGAUGUAGAAGCUGAGGUCAUCGGGAAGCCAGACCCCAUGUUCUUUCAGAAAGUUCUGGAUGACAUGAGGAUUCAGUCACACCAGACUCUGAUGAUUGGUGACGAUCUGGUGAAUGAUGUGGGCGGGGCCCAACACUGUGGAAUGAAGGGUGUCCAAGUGAGGACAGGAAAAUACAGGCCCAGUGAUGAGAAACACCCCACAGUAACAGCUGAUGGCUAUGUGGACAACCUUGCGGAGGCUGUGGAAACCAUCCUGAAGCUCCGGGGCCAGUGAGGAGAGGACCAGGAAGAACCACCUUCACCACCACAAUACACCACACACACAAACAGUGAUUACUCUAGUACGAUCUGACAACAGGGAGUAACCCACUAACAUAGAGAGCCAUGGAGAGAUAGAGCCAAGAUGGAGGAGAUAGAAGAACACAGUCUUAGAGGAGAUAGAGCCAUGUUGGAGCCAAGAUGGAGGAGAUUGAGCCAUGUUGGAGCCAAGAUGGAGGAGAUAGAAGAACACAGUCUUAGAGGAGAUAGAGCCAUGUUGGAGCCAAGAUGGAGGAGAUAGAGCCAUGUUGGAGCCAAGAUGGAGGAGAUAAUAACCUCAUGGUCAGAGGGCAACUAGUUAGGUAAGUUAAUAACCUCAUGGUCAGAGGGCAGCUAGUUAGGUAAGUUAAUAACCUCAUGGUCAGAGGGCAGCUAGUUAGGUAAGUUAAUAACCUCAUGGUCAGAGGGCAGCUAGUUAGGUAAGUUAAUAACCUCAUGGUCAGAGGGCAGCUAGUUAGGUAAGUUAAUAACCUCAUGGUCAGAGGGCAGCUAGUUAGGUAAGUUAUUAACCUCAUGGUCAGAGGGCAACUAGUUAGGUAAGUUAAUAACCUCAUGGUCAGAGGGCAACUAGUUAGGUAAGUUAAUAACCUCAUGUUUACCUGAAGGUGCCUAAAGCCAGUAGCCUCUUUACACACUGAGGACGGACUGGAUGGAGAUGGACUGGGUCUAGUAGUGGGCUGUGUCCAUGUGAUAGUACUGUGGAUUUAGCUGACUAAAGUUAAUGUUUUGUAUUAAAAAAAUAUAUACUUAUUUUCCACCAUAAUUUGCAAAUAAAGUCAUUAAAAAUCCUACAAUGUGAUUUUCUGGAUUUUUUCCCCUCAUUUUGUCUGUCAUAGUUGAAGUGUACCUAUGAUGAAAAUUACAGGCCUCUCUCAUCUUUUUAAGUGGGAGAACUUGCACAAUUGGUGGCUGACUAAAUACCUUUUUGCCCUACUGUAUCACUCCAGUGUUAAUCUGCUAUAUUGUAGUUACCUCGCUACUAUGGCCUAUUUAUUGCCUUACCUCCUCACACCAUUUGCACACACUGUAUAUAGACUUUCUUUUUUUUCUAUUGUGUUAUUGACUGAACGCUUGUUUACUCCAUGUGUAACUCUGUUGUUGUUGUUUGUGUCAAACUGCUUUGUUUUAUCUUGGCCAGGUCGCAAUUGUAAAUGAGAACUUGUUCUCAACUGGCCUACCUGGUUAAAUAAAGGUGUUCUCAACUA
Molecule: messenger RNA, 2391 nt
Organism: Oncorhynchus nerka (sockeye salmon)
Lineage: Eukaryota; Metazoa; Chordata; Actinopteri; Salmoniformes; Salmonidae
Product: phospholysine phosphohistidine inorganic pyrophosphate phosphatase-like
Exons: 6
Coding region: 411-1142 (243 amino acids)
Biological process (GO): dephosphorylation
Cellular component (GO): cytosol
Molecular function (GO): phosphatase activity; inorganic diphosphate phosphatase activity
Source: RefSeq, a predicted model, not a curated record